ACAAAAUCCUAUUUUUGUUGGAUUUUUGAACAAUUGAAGUGAAGUUGCAUUCUAGAAGUAAAAACACCAAAGAAUCAUCGAACCAUGGCAUCUGCAGAUCAGAAGCAAAACAUUGUUUCAGCUCUAAGCAAGCACCUCUCAACCCUGUCAUUAGACCCAAAUUCGGAUAAGGACAUUAAAAGCUUGUGUACAGAAAUUUUAAAUUCUUCCCAAAAAGAUAAUGAGUUAGUGAAAUGGGUGGAGUUCGCCAGUAACUUCCCUGUUGAUUCUGGGGCAAGCUUUAAAGCUCUAAGUAAGUUGAAUGAGGAUUUGAGUAAAAAGUCUGUUAUUUUGGGCAAUGGGCUCAAGAUUUCAGCAGCUGAUAUAGUUGUUUUUGCAUCGGUGUAUUCAUCCGUGAUUAGUCUUUCAAACUCUGACAGAAACAAAUUGCCGCACUUGCUUAGAUGGAUGGACUAUAUCCAGCGCAAAAAAGCGACAGGGGCUCGUCUCGCUUCAAAAGCGACAGGGGCUCGCCUCGCUUCAAAAGCGAAGCGCACACUUCAUUGA
Molecule: messenger RNA, 546 nt
Organism: Nicotiana attenuata
Lineage: Eukaryota; Viridiplantae; Streptophyta; Magnoliopsida; Solanales; Solanaceae
Exons: 5
Coding region: 85-546 (153 amino acids)
Source: RefSeq, a predicted model, not a curated record